Glarea lozoyensis ATCC 20868 is the source of this 1209-nucleotide messenger RNA. RefSeq lists its product as uncharacterized. The record is from RefSeq and is a predicted model, not a curated record. NCBI's taxonomy places the organism in Eukaryota, Fungi, Ascomycota, Leotiomycetes, Helotiales, Helotiaceae. The transcript is spliced from 2 exons. The coding region runs from base 1 to 1209 and encodes 402 amino acids.
AUGAGAAACUCAACUUGGUUUUCAACCCAAGGCUGGGGGUCUUACUUAACUCCAAGCAUUGUAGCAUCUCGUAAUGCUUUCGCAUCAGCAUCUUCAAUGGGCGUAUUAGCUCAACACGCCCCCUUUCCGAACUCAUCUUACCCUCUGAAAUUUUUGGGGCCAGCCUACAAAUGCGGCAACGUGUCUGAGUCAGAGGAAGUUCGCUUCAAUGCUGUGAUCUGGAAUGAACACCACGGCUUUCCAGCUGUUGGGGCCCGUGUCUACUACGGCAUCAACCCCGGCAGAAUCAUCACCUCUGAUAACCCCGUACUUAAAGAUUUCAAUUUGCAAGAGCUUGGGUCAGGAUUUAAUUAUAUCUCGAUUAACAAAUUGUCAGCAGCCAAGAACAUAUCAUAUCAAAUGUACAAUGCAACAUAUAAUGUCCAGUUCCAAUUCAACAACGGCAUUCAAUCAACAAUCAUCCACAGUGUCGAUUCGAUGAACACAUAUAGCUACAGAGGAUACCCAGAUGAUAUGGACCACGACAGAUCUAAAUCAACCUACGCCGCGUAUGCAGACAUCUUCUCCUCCCUGAUUAGUGGGAAAAUGUACGAAGGAGCAUCUCAGCUGAAUGUACCGACUGGACUUAAUUUCGGGUCAACUGCAAUUUACAUGUGUCCGGAAGUGUAUAACGCAAUACCAGACGGCUACAGACAGCGAGAAACGGAGUCGUCAUCGUCAUGCAGAAAUGGAACUGUGGAAAGAGCUAUUGAAGACCUAUCGUGGAACAUUACUUUAAGCAUGUUCACUGUACCUGAACUUACGCUCAUGUAUCACAUAAUUGACUUCUCCAGAACGAACACUACGGUACCGGUUACAGCCUUGUUUCUAGAAGCUAGAUACAAAUACAACCCCCGAAAUCUCCUCGUUACCUAUGGCGUCGCGACGGCAAUAACAAUUGCCUAUGUCCUAAUCGGGUUUCACGCAUUUACUGUCAACGGAAUAGCUUCAGACAGCUCGUUUUCCAGCAUUUUGAUGACGACUCGAAACGAGGAUCUAGACACACUCAUUCGGGGUCACGGUCUCGUAGCCCAACCGCUGCCCGACGAGAUUGCAGAUGUGAAGUUGAUGUUUGGCGUUAUAGGAGGGAGAGGCUCUGAAGGGGGACAUGUGGCUGUUGGGUUGGCGAAUACGGUUAGUGAAUUGAAGAAAGGGGAACAGUAUUAUUGA